AUGAAUGACCCUCGUCCAUACCAUGUCCUCGGCUACGGCACCCUUUUGGGUACCCAAUUCUUCCAGUCCUUCGUUGGUGGAGUGGUCGCAUUCCGCGCCUUGCCGCGCCCCCAAUUUGCCAGUUUGCAAUCCGCCAUCUUCCCCGUGUACUUUUCACUACAGACUGCGCUCCCAGUAGCUGUAGCUUUGACCGCCAGCGCUGGUGGUAGUGCCCUAGGUCUUUCUGGCCUCAUGGCCCCUGAAAACCGCUAUAACACUACGCUGCCCCUGGCCGCUGUUGCCAUCGCUGGCCUGGUUAACAACGUUGUUCUGCGUCCGCUUACUAUCAAGACUAUGCGUGAGCGUAAGCACCAGGAAACUCGCGACGGAAAGAAGAGCUAUGACCCUGCUCCUCACUCCAAGGAGAUGCUGGCUUUGAACAAGAAGUUUGGUCGUGUGCAUGGCAUUUCUAGUCUGAUUAACAUGGCUGCUUUCCUUGCCACGAUCUACUAUGGUGUCGUUCUGAGCAAGAGACUUGAGUAG
Messenger RNA from Penicillium pulvis, 522 nucleotides. RefSeq names its product DUF4149 domain-containing protein. The transcript has 4 exons. Bases 1 to 522 code for a protein of 173 amino acids. The record is from RefSeq and is a predicted model, not a curated record. Lineage: Eukaryota; Fungi; Ascomycota; Eurotiomycetes; Eurotiales; Aspergillaceae.